Messenger RNA from Odontomachus brunneus, 6249 nucleotides. It is a transcript of the gene Jupiter, whose product is annotated as microtubule-associated protein Jupiter. The transcript is spliced from 5 exons. Bases 568 to 1341 code for a protein of 257 amino acids. Gene Ontology annotation, cellular component: nucleus. Lineage: Eukaryota; Metazoa; Arthropoda; Insecta; Hymenoptera; Formicidae. The record is from RefSeq and is a predicted model, not a curated record.
GAUUCAGCGCCAUCAGUAUUUCGUGAUCGUGCGCAACGGCAGCGGUGCGGAUCUCGGUGUGCUUACGGUCUCUCUCUUUCUCUCCCGUUCUUCCUUCAUCUCCUACUGCUCCCCUGUUCCGUUUCUCGCGUGAGUUUCUCGACUUUUCGGAGGUGGCGCCUCCACUCUCUCUCUCGCGACGUCCGUUCAUUCUUUCCUUCCUCUCUUGCGCGGGCCUUAUAUUCCGCUUUCUCGCUCGCAUCAGCCAGCCAGCCGGCCCAGCCGGUGCCCCGCUCCUUUUUGGCCCGUUCUCCGCGACGCGCGGAAGCCACACGAACGGAGGAAACGCGAGAGUGCGUGACCCAGCUUGACCCAGCUUGACGUCGUCGUCGUCGUCGUCAUUGGCGCGUGUGCCGGUACGAAUUUCGUGUGUGCACGCACUCACGCACGCGCGUACGCCUCAGUCGCAAGAGACAAUUCACACGAGAGGGAGAGAAUUUCCCGAUCGCUCCGUGGUGCUUUGAGGUUAUCAGACAGCAGAGUUCUCUCGCCGUUCGCGCCGGUUGAUCUUCUCCGGGGGAAGGAAACAUGUGGGCCGGCCAGGACGACACGCAAAGAUUCAAGACCAGGGUGUUGAAACCGCCCGGCGGCGGCAGCAGCGACAUUUUCGGCUCGGGCCCGGAGGAAACGAGCCCGCGACGCGUCAAGACUCACAAUCAGUCCCAGCUGGGCCUGGCGUUGUUUGGCGACGCCAACGGCACCGACGCCGGUAACGGCAACGGCAACGCGAACGCCGCCGUGUCGCCGCGCUCCAGCAGCAAGCCCGGUAAUGAUUCAUACAAUCGUCUGUUUGGCCCCCCCGAUGCCCCACCCACCACCCCAAACGCGAGAAAUCACAUGCGCAGCAAUAUCUCCCUCAGCGGGGGAUCGUCGGCCUCGUCGUUAUCGUCGGGCGCCGCGACGUCGCCCGCGAAGAGCACAGCCAGCAGCGGCAGCAACACGACGGGCGUCGCCAACGGCUUUGCCGUCAGCAACGGCAGCAAUUCGAUCAACGAUAUCACAGCUUUUAGGAGAAAGAAACGAUUUCGAGGAUCGUCCUGCGUGCCGGCGCGCAACCCGGUCACCGGCGACGGAAUCGAGGUGACGCCCGUGAGGCGCAUCGCACGAAAGUGUCGAGAUGGCAACCCGGUAACCGGAACCGGCUACGCAUCCGAGCCACUGAAGAACGGUCCGACCAUGCAGAACGGCACCGUCAGCUCGAAUUCCAGCAGCGGCGAGAAGUCGACCGACUCGUCGCCGACGGCGAAGCCGGCGACGCGCACCCGCGUCCCACCCGGUGGCUACUCAUCCGGACUCUGGUAAAGGGCGACCAACAGCGUCGCCGUCGGCGGUUGUCCCGUCGCCCGCUCAUCGGGACAACCCGAUCGAUCCUCUUCGAUCUUCUUGUAUUCUUAACCCGCUAAGGCCCGCGAUCGCGCCUUUUCGUUUCGCCGUUAUAACAGAGAUAAAGAGACACAGAGGAGGAAAGGAGAGAGGGAGGGAGGGAAGGUAGGAAAAAAGGAAGGAAGGAGAGAAUUCCAAAAUGAGAAGAUCGAUAGAUCUCAGUUGCCGUGUAUACACCUAUACCUGCGCAGACAACGUUUUCCGCCGCGCGAUUGUUUCUCUAGGAGGAGCAAACCACCCACCCUCGUCGAAGAGAGAGAGAGAGAGCUUCUGGAAGCAGGCGGAUGAGACAAACCUGCUGCCACCGUCGGCGCGGGCUUUAUUGGGUUAAUCAACGAGUGGUCUAACACCAUUUUUCUCUGUUUUCUUUUCUCUUUUGCUUUGUACCGAUUGAAAGGAAAAAAAACGCAGAAGGAAAGAGAGAGAGAGAGAGAGAGAGAGAGAGAGAGGGAGGGAGGGAGGAGGAGAGGAAUAGUAAGAGUGAUAACCUGCGACUUCUUGAUACACAGAUGACUAGAUAACUCUUUCUCGGCCUCGAAUAAUCGACACUUAGGCAAAAUUGUUUUUUAGAGGUGACACACAAACGUAUUAUAUAUACGUACGUACACAUACACACACACAUAUACAUACAUACGGUGACGGAUAAGCCAUCAUCACCACCAUCGUCGUGAUAAUUAUCAUCAUCAUAGAUCAUCGUCAUUAUCAUCGUCACUUUGUUUCUUUUUAAUAAAAAUAUUUGAUACCGUCUUGUAGCGAUAUUUGUCAUCGGGAGGGCGGAAAAGCUUUCAAUGGGGACAAAAGAUAGUAAUAAUAAUAGGAGAAACCCGUCGAGACUCCUCGUGUCGCGAUAUCCGCAAUACAGAAGCGAGCGUAAGCUGCGUUCUAUCUCGCGUCUCGACCAGCGACGGGGAGGAGAGGAGGAUCGCGUUCGACUUUCCUAGAUCCCGGCAAUGAGAAGAAAAUACUUGAACAUUUGUUUACGUGAUACGAAGGUUAUUUCACAGAAGUAAGAUCGGAAGUAAGCUUGUUCGGAAACAAGCUCUCGCAGAAGUGGACUUCAGUUCGCAGAGAAGUCAACCUUAUAUCCUGCGAACAAAUACGCGAGGAUCUUCUCCUCGGUGUGAGAGGAGUCAGUCGCGCGCGAAUUCCGCUUCGAGAAGAGUCAAUUUUCAGGCCAAGUAUCAGCGGGGGCGACUGGGACGCGACAAGGACAAGGGAGGUAAUCUUUUUCGCAUCUCGCACUUGCUUAUCCCGCCCUAUCGGUCGUCUGAGACGAGGGCGAUGUCUGAAAACGAUUCCGCGGACACUUCAGCGAGGAGGGAUCUCUCGUUGAUUCGUUCAGGUGGCCACGCAAAAAGUUCCGCGCGAGCGCAGGUGUAAACCGAUGCCGGCUUCGUCGAGCGUGAAUCAUCACCGGUCCUUCAAUUAGCAACUCUAGUACAGGCAUUAUCGCGAACAAGUAACUGUAUAUAGAGGUAGUUAAAACGAUCAUCGCGCGUAAAGAGCGGGCCUGCUCUUCUUCCUCCUCUCCUUCGAGACUGAGAAGUUCCCCCGGUCGGCGAACGAUCCGCGCGAGUCGUAAAUCAUCCCGCUGGGAAACACGAUUUUCUAUCGGCUCGGAUUUAAUGAGCCUUGUGAGUGAAUCGGAGGGGAGAGCGAGCGAUCGUGGCGUAAGACGAGAGCAAAAGCGUUCGUCUUCCUUCCCGUGAGAUUCGUCAUCAGAACUCGUCUUGCACUCCUCCGUCACGGGGAAUGAGUUCCCCUUUGCUCUCUUUGUCACGUUGAUCGCUCUGUAUCUCGCUGCUGAACGUCAUCGUCGUCACGACUAGCAUGACACGAUCCACACGCGAAGCCGCAAUUGUGGAACUUACGUGGAAAACUCGCGCUCCGCUCCGAGAAGAUACUUGAGAAUUUAUUUGUGGGAUAUAAAGUCGAUUUCUGCGAAUGUGCACCUUGUAUCCCGCGAAUAAGUGUUCGAGUAUUUUUCCCCUCAGUGCUGACAAUUUUAAUAUUGACAUGAUAUUAAAUCUGAAAAUUUCAAGAAUCGAGGUGCCUGUAAGAUCGGGAUGAUCGAUUCUUUUCGAAUUCUUGUAUUCUCUAAGGCUCGCCGCUUUUUGUUUCGCUGUUCUAAUAAAGAUAGAGAGACAGAGAUGGAAAGAGACGGGAGGGAAAGAGAGAACUCCAAGAAGAAAAGAUCGAUAGAUUCUCGUUUACCGUGUGUCCAUUUCAAUCUUACAUUGAAUCCUUUUCGAAAUAUGGAAUUCUUUGCGGUUAAGGCUCCUCGUAUCUCGUCGGCUAUAUCGGAUUUGUGACGUCAGAAGCGAGGAAUGACCUGCUGACGAAAAUUGCGUGCCAUUUCUAAAGAUAUAUAUGGAUGAAAGAGUAUUUGAGAUUGCUUGAACACUCUUGUAAAAAUGUCCAAAAGGUAUCUCUUUUCCUCUUGAUCAAUAAAUAGUCGUAUAAUAAAUAGUAAAAUGAAACGUGUGAGAAAUGAUGAAUUGAGUCUGUUUUAUCUGCAUGCUUCAUUUUACCAUUUAUUAUACAACAUUUACUGAUCGUCAGAGGAAAGGGAUAGUUUUCGAAAAAUCUUGCAAGUAUGCUCAAGCGAACUCAAGUGCUCUUUCGCUCAUAUUUAUCUUUAUUUAAAAACGGCGCGCAACUUUCGCCAACGUCAUUCCUCUCUUCUGACGUCACAAAUCCUACAUAACUAGGGACAGGCACCUUUUUUAUUUACCAUACUUAUUAUUUACCAUAUUUCAAUAAUAUAAACUAUAUGGCGGUCGCUUAUAGUUUUCGAGAUAUCAUUAAAAUUUUUCUCGUGUUUCUCAUAUUAAUCUCAUAUUCAUUUAUUUCAAUUUUGUUCUAUUAGUUGGAGAAUUUUUUACUAUUUUUCUCGUGUUUCUCACUAAAAAUGUUUUCGAAAAUCACUUUCAUUUUGAGGGGCCAAAAUUAUCGUAAUCGUCCUUAAAUUGUAUAUUUAUGAUUUUUUAUGCAUCAUCGCUUAGACUCUCGCUUCUUUAAAUUUUUAGGUCGUAGAUCAAAGAGCCUUUUUUCACGUUUUCAAUGGGAUAUUAAUCAAAAUAACAAUUAUACACGUGUGUAGCAUUUCAGCUUCAGGCACGGUUACGUGGUUGACGGUUUUACAUUAUACGUAUUUUUCGGAAAAAAGUUCGCGGAUAUUCAUUCUUUUAUUUCCUCGGAUAUGAAGCGUUUGUUCCGUUCCGAUCGCACGAUGGUUCGAUUGUUCGCAAAGCAAAAACCUCCCCAUCGCUGUCGAGUACACGACUGCGUCUUUCGCUCGUUUUCAACGUUGCGCGUUCACACAUACACACAUACACACACACAUACACACCCCUCGAGACCCGACAAAAUCGUUUCCUCGAAGAGACAUUACACGCGACAAAAUUCACUCUCUCCACGGUAAAGGACAAUGACACGUACGGAAUAAUAAUAUUCACACACGCGUAUAGAAGAGGGAGGGUGAACCAGAAACGUACCAAGAUCGUAGAAUCGUAGGAUCGCGAUCGCCACCUUAUUAUAGUGUAGCGUUCGAUUAGGAGCGAAAGGAGAAUCGUUUUGUCGAUUGAUCCUGCCAAAAUGUCAAGGAAUGGUAAUGGGAGAGAAAAAGAGAGAGAGAGAGAGAGAGAGAGAGGGAGAGAGGAAUGUCGAGGAAGCGACAGGUACAUAUAUACCUAACGUAAGGAUAACCGACGGGAUAAUUAACGCUUUCGAACGGAGAAUACCGUAGACUCGCGCGCCAAGUGCGAGACACGAUUUCGCUGGCAGGGGGAAGAAGAAGAAAGAAAAGAAAAAGAAAAAUGACUCCCCGGUCGUGUGAACGACGUGAGAAAAAAUGGACUGAUGAGAAGGAAAAGGGGAGAGGGGGGAGGGAGAGAGCAGUAGCAACGUGCGCGCUCGACGAUGACAUCGCGAUCUUCAUGGAGACUUCGGAAUUGUACAUUAGAAGUAGGCAUGUGUUAUUCGAAAAAUAAAAGUGUAUCAUGUAUAACCCAUACAAACCAAGUCAAGUGCUUUCUUAAUCUCCGUGCCUUCUUAAUAUCGCAUAAUUUAUUAUCGCACGAACGAACGAACAAAACGUACGACGCGCGGCUGACGAUCGUAGAGAGACGUAGAGAAAGAGAGAAAGAGAGAGAAAAAGCGAGAGGGAGAGAGAAUCGUUUACUCGCGAAAAAUCGUCACCUUCGCGAUGGGUGUUGGCAAUGGGGAAUAACACGACAUCGGUAAUUGCCCUUGAGGUCAAUGUACGCUUAACGUCACGUCCCUCAAAACAUGGAUUCGUCGCGCCGCCUUAGUAGAUGCGUAUCGUCAGGAGUUUCUCAGAAGCUGAAAGCGGGAUAUCGUUUGUCGUGCGUACUCGAUUAUCCACGUAAAGCUAUUAUUAUUUAUCUAUUUAUCGGUAUUGUAUACUCUUAUCUCUUAUUUCUAACGGCCGACGAGAGCUGCGUCCGACGAACUGACACAAGGGGAGAUAAUGAGAGAGAUAGAAAGAAAGAGAGAGAAGGAAGAGGAUACACUCUGUCCUUCUUAACACGUCGUGUUGCAGCCUCCUAAUCGUCGUCCCGCUUCUCUUUCUCUUACGAAUAGCACGUAAUAAUCGAAUAUGUAUUUAUUUCACAGCAACACGAGAGCCGUAUGCACAUGUAUUCGUUUUUCCUUUUCCUUUCUCUACGCAGAGAGAAAACUUUACGCAGUCGUUUUGGUGUGAGUAAAAUUAAGUUGUUUGUAACACACACACGCAUCGUAUUCGUCAUAAAUAGCCUUUUUGUACUCUGGCAAUGAUUAAUAAAAUUUUGUAAGCAAACAUCA